CGCACGCACGCACGCACGCACGUACGUACGCACACACAUAUUAAAAUUGCUUGUGUAUACAUGUAUAUACACAGGGUAGCUCUCUCUAACACUUUUAUCGUAUUUUGUUUACCGUAUUUAAUAACAUUCUUCGAUGAGAUUGGAACGAAGAUGAAUUGUCUUUUUCUCGGCUGUUUAAGAAAUAUGCGAAAAAUUAAAAAAAAAAAGGAUAUAUGAAUGUGUGUACUUAUAAAUGAAAGUUACCUCGUGCUCCUUAAUUCAGGAGUUACGCCAAAUACAUAUCAUUCCUUGUGGAACAAAACAAACUUUAGGUGUAAUAAAUUAAGUGUAUAUUAAAUUAUAUAUUAUAUAUUGUAUGUAUUGUAUGUAGAUAUGAAAAACACAAGAGAAAAAGAGAAAAUAUAUGACCAUAUAUAACUAUAUUCAGACAUAUAAUAUGUAUAGUGUGUAUGUAUAAUGUAUAUAUAUUAUAUUAUAAUAUGUAUGCGUAUGAUUACACACACACACACAUAUAUCUAUGUCAUAAUUACGAUUGUUCUGUUAAAUAUUGAAGAGUAUAUUUUUUUCUCAUAUAUCCUUCCUUUUCCAUCGUUCUUUGUAUCGUGUAAAAAAAAAAAGAUUAUAUUUGAAUUAACUAAAUUGUUCCUAUAAUCUCUUAUUCGUGCGUAUAUUAGUGCGAGGAUUCGCCAAAGUUCGCGCGUUGAGUGGUGGAAGUUAUCACGCGUUAGAUUACGAACGUACGAAGCCAUCUAACUAAAAGCCGAGUUUGACGCGUGCUCGAUAUUAUUGACGGACGCGAUAUAACCUAGCUCUUUGGACGCGAUUCAGCAGAUCAGCUGAAAUUCAGCUGACGCCUGACAGCUGAUUCGCAGUGCGGUAUAUAACCUUACAAAAAGGUUGAAGGUGCUAUAAAUGCUAUAAUCCACCGGCCAGUGAAGUAAAACGAAAAAAAAGAAAGAUUCAACUCAUUUAGACGCGAUUGUGUCGCCAGGAGUGUCGGUAUCAAUCAGUAUCAGCGAAUAAUUAGCGGGUAGUCGGCAGUGAUCAGUACUUAAUAGCCAAGAUAAGCCAUGUCGAGUGUCGACGAGUAUUACAUUGAGAUUUUGAGACUUGUGAAACAAGCCGGUUCGAUUAUCAGAGAAAGAAUUUAUCAGCACAAAGAUGUACAUACAAAAUCAUGCGACGUUGACUUGGUUACGGAAUGGGAUCAAAAGGUAGAAAAGCUUUUAAUCGGCGGAAUAUCAUCCAAGUAUCCCGACCACAGGUUUAUCGGCGAAGAAAGCACUGCCUCGGGAGAAAAAGUAGAAUUAACGGAUGCUCCAACGUGGAUAAUCGAUCCUAUCGACGGCACGAUGAAUUUCGUUCACGGUUUACCGCACACGUGCGUCUCGGUUGCGCUGCUUAUUAAUAAAAUAGCAGAAAUAGGAAUAGUGUAUAAUCCGAUCUUGGAACAACUUUUCACCGCUCGCAAAGGUCAGGGCGCUUUUCUCAAUGGCGCCCCGAUUCACGUAUCCAACGAAAAGGAAUUGCAUAAGGCACUGGUAAUGAUGGAAAUGGGAACUAGUAGAAAUCCAGAAAAAUUGAAAAUAGUCUUGAAAAAUAUAACGCUUCUCAUAACACAUGUUCACGGAAUACGAUCCCUUGGUUCGGCAGCUCUGAAUAUGUGCAUGGUGGCUCUUGGUGGUGCUGACGUUUCUUUUGAAUUUGGUAUACAUGCAUGGGAUAUUGCAGCCGGAGAUCUUAUUGUUCGAGAAGCCGGCGGUGUAUCGAUAGAUCCAGCUGGAGGUCCAUUUGACGUGAUGAGCAGAAGAACAUUGUGCGCUUCAUCGAAGGAGUUAGCUCAACAACUUUCCAAAAUAUUAAUCCAGUAUUAUCCAGAGCGAGAUUAAGCGAGCUCGAAAGUUUCAUAUGGAAGAUGAAGAAAAAUUAUGAUUUUUUCAUGGAUAUCGCAUUAAGCCAUUAAAAAUAAUGCAAAUAUUAUUGCCUAAAAGAAAAAAAAAUGCAAAUUCAAAAUUCAAAUCAGACUAUAGAAAGUAUUGUUGAGUAAUUGUUAUCCAGAAAAUAUCAAUGAAAUUAUCUAAAUAAAAUAUUUGUAUGGUUAAGAAAUAAAUUGACAAGUUAUUCACUUAUGACAUAAAAUCAACUGUAUACACAUUAUUUUUAAGUCUCAAUGAGACUUAAAAAUGAUAUUAUUGUUCGCAUUUUGUGAUAUAGCGCGCGCACGCGUAUGUGUGUAUGCGUAUAACAUAUGUAAUCAUGUUAUAAUUUUUAAGAAAAAGUUCAGAAGAAAAUAUAUUAAUAUAUGAUAAAAUCAUUGUUAAUUUUUUAUAUUUUGAACAUUUUUUUUGCAAUAAAUUGGUAUAUACACAUUAUGUAUUUUACGCCAUGAGUUUUGCAUCCGAACAAAGAUGUUCUAAAAUCGAGGGAAAAACAAUUUUAUUAUGAAAAUAUACUUAUUACAUGAAA
Molecule: messenger RNA, 2466 nt
Organism: Wasmannia auropunctata (little fire ant)
Lineage: Eukaryota; Metazoa; Arthropoda; Insecta; Hymenoptera; Formicidae
Product: inositol monophosphatase 1-like
Exons: 6
Coding region: 1071-1889 (272 amino acids)
Biological process (GO): signal transduction; phosphatidylinositol phosphate biosynthetic process; inositol metabolic process
Molecular function (GO): inositol monophosphate 1-phosphatase activity
Source: RefSeq, a predicted model, not a curated record